Messenger RNA from Cutaneotrichosporon cavernicola, 2298 nucleotides. RefSeq lists its product as uncharacterized. The transcript has a single exon. Lineage: Eukaryota; Fungi; Basidiomycota; Tremellomycetes; Trichosporonales; Trichosporonaceae. The coding region runs from base 1 to 2298 and encodes 765 amino acids. The record is from RefSeq and is a predicted model, not a curated record.
AUGUCCUUCAGUCACUUCAUCGCCACCGCAUCUCCCCCCGAGGUGGGCGGUGAGAUUAUCCGCACAGGUCCCGUGUGGUACACUUUCAAGCCAAACUCCAACGGCACCCAUGGCACACACAUGUUCUCCUUCCACAUUGCCGAUGGACCUGGCUUUACGAUCUCUCGGGCCGAUAUGAUCAACGCCCACGCGACGCUCGAGAAGGCUCUUGCUACGAACUGGACAUCCUCUACCACUCUCAAGAACACCAUCACGACCACCCACAAGGCCAAUCGCUCUCCGAUCUUCCGCCACCAGUGUGACCUCGUCGCCAACAGCGACGUCCUCUACAAGUGUCUGACGGAUCUGCGAAACGGCCUCUCCUUCCUCGACAAGUGCGAAAAGCUGUGCGUCACUCCGGCAGUGUUCGUCAACACCCUUUCCCUCCAAACAAUCCUGCCCUACGGACGCGAGUCUCGUAGCACGGGUCCCAUCGCCAUGUGGCGCGGUUCUUUCGACAUCGCGCACCGCAUGAAGAACCCCCACGCCGACGACGAUCUUGUCAAGACACCAGCGCUGGUCGCCAAGACGAACAAGCUCUGUGCCCAGCCAGCCCCUUCUCCUCUGGGCGACGGCGGAGUAAUCGAGCUCGAGCGUCGUUACAAAGGCCGGAGUAGCAGGGAGUCCGCAAUCCUUCGGCCCGUGACUAAUACGGUCAAGACGACGGAGGUGGAGAAUUAUGAGGAUAUGCGCUACCGCGAGACGCCAGUGAACGGUUGCAAGCAGAGCUGCUACCCCGACAACCCCAAAGUCUCUUCGUACAUGAAUGCCCACAGUGGCCUCUGUCAACACCGCUGCUCGGGACACCACACCCCGUGUGCCCGCAGCCCCAUGUCGAACCGCCGUGGCCUUUUGCGUACCGCAAUCCACGUCACCCGAGCAGCCACUACGCUCAGCAACCACCACUCAUCGUCCCAGCUCGCCAACGCUCGCGAUACCUCUCGCUCCGGCCGCUUACCACACCACGGCGAGCGCAAUCGCUCCGUAAACGAGGACAAGCUCAACACCAUGUCCGCCAUUGAUCCGGUGCGGCCUGCGUCUGACCACCGCAGCCCCAGGUCUGGUGCUGUUGCCCACACCGUCCGUCGUCCACUUCAAGAUGGUCCAGCCAAGGCGCCGGACGCUGUGCUUGAUUCUCCCGCCAUCGCGCGCCUCAAGAUUGUCAACAUGGGUGUCAACAAGCCAUUGCCCGAGAUCUACGACGCACCCCGUUCCUCCCAGGAGGCGUUGAAGAGUGGCCGCCCUUUCCGUGCCACCGCGACCGCGUGCACAGACGAGUGGUUCUGCACCCCCAUUUCUUUCAAUAGAACCCAUUCGGAUCUCAGCUCAGGUUCCAGUGUUAUUGAGAGCCGCACCCCUAAUCUCAACGCCGGCCCAUUGCACUCCCAGGCUGUCCUCGGCUCACUGUACACCCAGCUUCCAAUGGACUCCGAUCGUACUCCCGAAAUCCAAGACCGCAACCUCGCUACCCUUACCGCUGUCAUGGAGAGGAGUGCCAUCAAGCCAUCGGUUGUUGUAAGGGGCGCGUCGAAUAAGCAAUGCGCCAUUGCAGGCGUGUUGGAGUGCAUCCCGGGUGAGGGAUCCAUUGGCACUCUGAAGCCCACCGCUGGCCGUCACCGCAUGUCCCCCGCUCUCAAGGACAGUCGCUGUCCGACGGCUUCACAGAGCGGUAGCACCAGCCCGAAGUCCGACCGCAGCUACACGACAGCCGCUACCUCCACUACGCAAAUCAAGCAGGACAUGGCCACUGCGCCAAUCGCCGAAUCGAACGUCGAGUCAAACUACAGCUACGUGACUGCCGACGACCCUGUCCCCCGCUCCCAGGGCGGCGUAGCUGCCGAGAAGGACAGCAAACUUGUUUCCGAGGUCCCCUGGAUUCCCAGCCACCCCAUUUCACGCAGUCCUACUGUUCGAGCGGUUGUCAGCGACAAUCGUUAUCUUGACAACUGUGACCCUGGCGCAACUACUGUGUGCAACAUGUCCCAGGUACUCGAACCGCGUUCCGGCACUGCCAUGUCCGCUCCCAACACGUCUAAGGAUGUUCGCAAUUCUAGAGUGUCAGUUUAUGGCUCGAAGGGCUCUGGGACUGGGCGUUCGACAAACACUACGUGUCCAACUGGUUUGAGCACCAUCCGUGGCCAUUCCAGCCGCAAUACCUACGCUGAGAGUUCAGGUGCUUCGUGCACCUCCACACUGGUUCCCGACAAGCCUUGGUACGAACUCCCAAAGCAUUUUGCUCCGCUCUCGGAAGUGUUGUAG